Messenger RNA from Tripterygium wilfordii, 977 nucleotides. RefSeq names its product 60S ribosomal protein L15-1. The record is from RefSeq and is a predicted model, not a curated record. The transcript has 4 exons. Gene Ontology annotation, molecular function: RNA binding; structural constituent of ribosome. Gene Ontology annotation, cellular component: cytosolic large ribosomal subunit; ribosome. Bases 142 to 756 code for a protein of 204 amino acids. NCBI's taxonomy places the organism in Eukaryota, Viridiplantae, Streptophyta, Magnoliopsida, Celastrales, Celastraceae. Gene Ontology annotation, biological process: cytoplasmic translation.
UCUAGGGUCGCGUGAUAAUGGACGGCCAAGAUCGUUCAGCUCUCAUCUAUCGUCCCAUUCAACUCCAUAAAUACUGACUAGGGUUUUUCUCUUAGGAACCCUUGCGUCCUCACCCUUAAGAAGCUAGCGCCGGCCGACCUCAUGGGGGCUUACAAGUAUGUUUCGGAGCUAUGGAGGAAGAAGCAAUCGGAUGUGAUGAGUUUCAUUCAGCGGGUGAGGUGCUGGGAGUACCGCCAGCACCCAUCCAUUGUUCGUGUCACGAGGCCUACGCGCCCUGAUAAGGCUCGCCGCUUGGGUUACAAGGCCAAGCAGGGAUAUGUGGUUUAUCGCGUACGUGUAAGGCGUGGUGGUCGGAAGAGGCCUGUACCGAAGGGUAUCGUGUAUGGUAAGCCCACAAAUCAGGGUGUUACCCAACUGAAGUUUCAGCGCAGUAAGAGGUCAGUUGCUGAGGAGCGUGCUGGUAGGAAGUUGGGAGGUCUGAGGGUUCUCAAUUCUUACUGGAUCAAUGAGGACUCUACAUACAAGUAUUAUGAAGUAAUACUGGUUGAUGUUGCACACAAUGCCAUCCGCAAUGAUCCAAGGAUCAAUUGGCUCUGCAAUCCAGUUCACAAGCACAGGGAGCUUCGUGGCCUUACUUCUGCAGGGAAAAAAUACAGGGGUCUACGUGGAAAGGGACACACACACCACAAAGCUCGUCCAUCUCGCAGGGCAACCUGGAAAAGAAACAACACCCUAUCACUUCGUCGCUAUCGCUGAGGCUAGUGACACUAUUACUGGGUUUUUGUUUAUUAUUGCUUGUUGGAUUUUGUUCAUAAGACCGGCGAGUUGUCAUUCAGAUUUCAAUCAUUCAAAACAAGUUUGUCAUUCGGAAUUCAGAAUUUUGUAGAGCUAAAUACUCAUCAUGUUCUGGUUUGAAACUUUUAUCUUCUGAGUUGUUAACAUGUUUCUUGGAUUAAUGCAUCUAUUAUUUCAGGGUA